This is a messenger RNA of Linum trigynum, 3922 nucleotides long. The record is from the annotation of a GenBank genome assembly. NCBI's taxonomy places the organism in Eukaryota, Viridiplantae, Streptophyta, Magnoliopsida, Malpighiales, Linaceae.
ACCAUAUGAAUUAAAAACAUAAGAUAUAGAUUGAUUCGUCCAUAAGUCGGUAAUCGAGUUGACUCUCUAGCCACAUGUUGAGACAUAUCAUGAGCUCUAAACGAGCCAGCUCACGAGUUUAGCUCAACAAGCCACCGAGUCGAGCUAGCUCGUGAGCUUCACGAGCCCAAGAAAGUUUAGCUCAUGUUCGGCUCGUUUAUUACCUAGCCGAGUUUCGAACGAGCUUUCCUCGAGUCGAACACCGAGCCGCUCGCGAACAGCUCAGCUCAUUUGCAGCCGUAGGCCCUCCACGGUCGUCACCUUGAUUAAUAUGCCAUAAUUAGGUCAAACUUCCGGAUCUCCACCAACAGUCCGGGCAAAUUGCAAGGUGCCUCCGAGAACACCAUAACAACGGUGAGGAUCGAACCAAGCACCUCUCGGUCACCAAUCCGUCUCCUUACCACCAGGCUAUGUGAACUUUGGCCAGUCCAAAUGUUGUACUAAACCGACUGCUGCAUGCUCCAAUUUAAGUUUCAAACCCAGCUGCCAUAUUAGAGAAAUCUUUCCUUCUUUCAAUUAUUCCGUGUCCGGCGCCAUCAGUCCAUCACAGUAUCUAUUUUUUUGUUUAACGUAGACCAGAGAACGGGAACAGAUCAAAAGCGGCAACGAUAAAUUAAUCUCCUUCCGUCUCCGGCUGCCGCCACCGUUUUUGACAGCAACCAAACAUGCAUGCUCCUUUUCCCACUGCGCGCCCAAAUGCUCGAUGCAAGUCCGCAUAUAUAUCAUAUUGCACCACUUUCUAUAAAUUGAUUAUGUGUAGAACUAACGAGUUCACAUCGGAAACACACAUAAAUAAAAAAGAGUACGUACAGGAAAACAUGAAAGACGACAUGGAGUCUCUUACCGGGCAGGCGGAGCUAUUACAACACAUGCUGGCCUACGCCGACUCCAUGUCCCUCAAAGCCGCCGUCGACCUCCGCCUCCCCGACAUCAUGCACUCCCACGGCGGCUCCGCCACUCUGUCCCAGCUACUCUCCGCCAUCGACCAAUCAUCAUCUUCCCCAGCCGACGCCUCCACCCUCGUCCGCAUCAUGCGCCUCCUCGUCCGCAAAAACAUCUUCACGUCAUCCGACCACCACCACGAGCCGCGCUACGGCCUGACACGUGUCUCCAAAUGGUUGGUGCGUGGCUCGUCGGACGAGGAGCUGAACAGCCUGGCCCCGGUGUUGAUGUACGACAACCACCCUCUGUCCGUGACACCGUGGCAUUACCUCGGCGACUGCGUGAGGGGAGGCGGGAACGCGUUCGAGAGGGCCCACGGCCGCGGGAUCUUCGAGUUCGCGUCCGGCCAGCCGGAGUUUAAUAGAUUGUUCAACGAAGGGAUGGCGUCGGCGACGAAGAUGAUGACCCCGGCGAUGUCCGUGCUGGAUUACGACGGGCACGGGUUCGGGUCGAUCGGGUCGCUGGUUGACGUGGCGGGCGGGAUCGGGGAGAACGUAGGGGAGAUCGUGAAGAUGUUUCCCCACGUGAGAGGGAUCAACUUCGAUUUGCCGCACGUGGUGGCGACGGCGCCGCCGUGCGAUGGGGUGACGCACGUCGGUGGGGACAUGUUCGAGUCCGUUCCAGCUGCGGAUGCCAUCAUGAUGAAGUGGAUACUGCACAACUGGAGCGACGAAGACUGCGUGAGAAUUUUGAAGAACUGUAAGAAAGCAAUCCCGGAGAAGACAGGAAAGUUGAUUAUCGUGGAUAUGGUGAUUGAUCCAGAGGGGAAGAGUCCUUUUGACGAUGCAGGUUUGUUGGUGGAUUUACUCAUGAUGGUGCAGACUUCUGGUAAAGAGAGAACAGAGUCUGAAUGGAAGAAGAUUUUGGAAGAAGGAGGGUUCCCUCGAUAUAAAAUCAUUAAGAUCCCAAGCUUGUCCUCCAUCAUCGAAGCUUAUCCUAAUUGAUCCAUUGAUAGCCUAAGUCUCCAUUUCCUCCUUCUCAUUUGUGUUUUUGGGUAAAUAUAGAAUAAAAUCUCAAAAACAAUUAUGCAUAUUUAUUAUUUAAUUAGCACAACAUGUAUUCCUUAUACAACUGUUUCAUAAUUAUAUCAAACAAUAAUGUAUUCAAUAAGAUAUACCCGUAUUAAUAAAAUUCGAAAGUUUCAAAAGAUACCAAAACGCAUUUCACACCAAUCGAAAAUAUAGUAUAUUGAGGUCACUUAAAGUAGGGACAUAAUAUGAUUUGAUUUCACAAGGACUAGUUAUCAUAAUGUCCUUGAAGAUCAUUUCUUCGCACCAUACAUAUAUGAGAAAAAACCAACACGAAAUACAAGAACUUUAAACUUAACCAAUAUAACUUAUUUUGUAAUUAAUCACCAUUUAUUGUUAAUGAUAUUCCUUCUUAUUUAAUUUCUUGACUCUGUUGUUUUGUCAACCGCCGUCUCUUGCUUAGCAGAUUUCUUUACUGUGAAAUAAAAACAUAACAACAUAAGGAAACAUUAUUAAAUAUAUUGAAUCAAACACACCUAAAAACAACCUACCGGUGAUUUCAUUAAUCGUCGACGAACUAUCCAUGGUUUCUUUAUGCUGGCAACAACGGAGACAUAAGUGAAAAGUAUUGUAAUCACAACAAUAACCAUCGAUACCACAUUCGUUGCUUGUUGUUGGUCGCGCUUGGGUUUCUGUGUCCAAGUUCAGUAAAAAAAAAUUGAAAACUACAAAUGAAUAAGUAAUUACAACACCAACAAUAGCACAAAUUUUAGUACAACAAAUAAUUCUCACUGUUAAAAAAAUAUGUAUCUCAACAUGACAUCAUAUUCUUCAAGAUUCAUCAAUGUCGAUCCUUUAUUUCUGCUUGUUAUAAUCUUUAAAUUUAGUAAUAGUUCAUUAAGCACAAUAUAUAAUGGGAUCAAUUAAACUCGUUUUUAGAGAGAAAAAAGGACUAUGUUGAUCCCAUUAUAAUGAUGUUGACUUUAUGUGGUGUUGGUGGUGUUAUAGACGACUCAAUUUAGUACCCAAUUAAUGUCGAUAAAGUCAUUGACUAAAUUAUCAUAACUUGAAUACUCGAUCGAGCCGAAAGAAUGAGUGGUGUACAUAAGAAUGAAUCUUUUACUUAAUUGCAUCAUUCAAUGAUGAUCAAAACUGCACCCACUAAACUUAAAGUUAUACAAAUCAGUCGUCUUACCUUUGUUAGUAAAUCGCGAUUCAGUGAGAACUGUUGUAUCUUAUAUAUUAUUGGAACCACAUAAAAUCUAUAUAUCGUACAAAGACAUAUUUAUUUAAUAACUCCAACAUUAAUAAGAAAAAUAUUCACUUCUUUGACUCUUAAAAGGAGUAUAACUCUAUGACAAAUUACACAAUAGUACUGCUUGUACUUUACUUAAUACUCAUCAUGCUACACAUACUCUAAUAACUUUAUUAUAUAUAAACGUGAAGUGAGGUUACUGUUGUCAAAAUAACUACAUUUUGAUACCCCAAAUUUUAAUUAAAUUACAAUUUAGUCAUUAUAAUGUAUAUUUUACAUUUUGAUACCCCAAAUUUAAUUUUAAAGCAAAAUCAUUGAACAAUUAUGUUUUAGUAUCUAAAAUUUAUGAGAUUUUCGUACCUACAAUUUUUAAAAUUUACAUAUUGGUCCAAUGUUUACAUUUCACUUGAAUCCAUAAAUCCAAUCCACCAAUUCAUGAAUCCAAUCCAACGUAACAUAAAAUUAUAAAUUUAGUUUGUACCAUACAUGAUAUUGUAUCACUCAACUGUAGGAGAAGAUUCAACCAUUUUGGUCUUUGAUGAGAUUUUUACUUAAAAAAACAUGUAUGAUAUCCAUUUGAAAUAAUAAUUAUCAUUUUCAAAAGAGCAUUCUAUUAGGUGAUGUGACAACAUAUUUAGUAAAAUAUAAUACGAGUACGUUAAGAUAUUGAUCUGUACGAAGUUUUUGUAUGACAUUUUAAUAGAACAAUGUUUUAAAA